Molecule: messenger RNA, 1099 nt
Organism: Tripterygium wilfordii
Lineage: Eukaryota; Viridiplantae; Streptophyta; Magnoliopsida; Celastrales; Celastraceae
Product: peroxidase 3-like
Exons: 4
Coding region: 29-1012 (327 amino acids)
Biological process (GO): response to oxidative stress; hydrogen peroxide catabolic process
Cellular component (GO): plant-type cell wall; plasmodesma
Molecular function (GO): peroxidase activity; heme binding
Source: RefSeq, a predicted model, not a curated record
GAUCGAUCGAUCAAGAGAGAGAGAGAGAAUGAUGAGGAGCAGAUUUAGUUUGUUGCUGAUAAGUUGUAGUUUGUUAAUGUGUAUAUUUGUGGGAGUAUGCCAUGGAGGGGAAUUGAGAAAGAAGUUUUACAAAGAGAGUUGUCCACUUGCAGAGGAUAUUGUCAAGAACAUCACUUGGACACGAGUAGCUAACAAUGUUACUCUGCCUUCAAAGUUGCUCCGCAUGCAUUUCCAUGAUUGUUUUGUUAGGGGUUGCGACGGAUCGGUUUUGAUAGACUCUACAUCGAACAACCCAGCAGAGAAGGAAGCAGUGCCAAAUCUGACUUUAGGUGGAUUUGAUGUGAUAGAGGAAGCCAAGACACAGCUUGAGAAAACAUGUCCUGGAGUUGUCUCUUGUGCUGACAUUCUUGCUUUAGCUGCUAGAGACGCUGUUUCCUUCCAAUUCAAUAAGUCGAUGUGGGAGGUGCUAACUGGAAGAAGGGAUGGAAGAAUCUCGCGACAAUCGGACGCACUAGCGAACCUCCCUACCCCCUUCUUCAACUUCACAGCACUCAAACAAUCUUUCUCCAGCAAAGGCUUAACAGUUACUGAUCUUGUUGUUCUUUCAGGUGGACACACAAUUGGGAUUGGACAUUGCAAUUUCUUCAGCAACAGAUUGUACAACUUCACAGGAAAAGGAGAUCAAGAUCCAUCACUAAACUCAACCUAUGCUGCAACAUUGAAAAGCCAGUGCAAAACCCUAACAGACAACACAACAUUCGUGCCGAUGGACCCCGGAACCUUUCUAUCUUUCGAUGCCAAUUAUUACAAAGUCUUGAAGCUUAAUCAAGGCCUUUUUCAAUCUGAUGCUGCACUCCUAACCAACAAGGGUGCUAGCAACAUCGUCGACGAGUUGGCGAGCUCGAACAAAUUCUUCACUGAAUUCGCUCAAUCGAUCAAGAGGAUGGGCGCGAUCGAAGUUCUUACAGGGUCUGUGGGAGAGAUUAGGAAGAAGUGUAAUGUGAUUAAUUAACUCUUGAUGCAGGAGACAUUUGAAUUAAUUUGGUUUGAGUGUACUUAUUGAUUAAUUAUGUGAAAGUUUUGUAUCAUCGAAUAAAAA